UCCCUGGAGGUCUUGCUGAACUCCAACUCCUUCACUGUGAUACGAGAUGAUGCCUUUGCUGGUCUCUUCCAUCUAGAAUACCUAUUCAUUGAAGGAAACAAAAUUGAAACCAUUUCAAGAAAUGCGUUUCGUGGCCUCCGAGACCUGACUCACCUUUCUUUGGCCAACAACCAUCUCAAAGCUCUGCCCAGGGAUGUGUUCAGUGAUUUAGAUUCUCUAAUUGAACUAGAUUUAAGGGGAAAUAAAUUUGAGUGUGACUGCAAAGCCAAGUGGUUGUUUUUGUGGUUAAAGAUGACAAAUUCCACUGUUUCUGAUGUCCUGUGUAUUGGUCCAGCAGAAUAUCAGGAUAAGAAGUUAAAUGAUGUGACAAGUUUUGCUUAUGAAUGCACCACUACAGAUUUUGUUGUUCACCAGAUUUUGCCCUACCAGUCAGUUUCAGUGGAUACGUUCAACUCAAAGAAUGAUGUGUUCGUCGCCAUUGCACAGCCCAGCAUGGAGAACUGCAUGGUGCUGGAGUGGGAUCACAUUGAAAUGAAUUUCAGGAGUUAUGACAAUAUCACAGGUCAGUCCAUAGUGGGAUGUAAAGCCAUUCUUGUUGGUGACCAGGUCUUUGUGGUGGUGGCACAGCUCUUUGGUGGCUCACACAUUUACAAGUAUGACGAAAGCUGGACAAAAUUUGUCAAAUUCCAGGAUAUCGAAGUAUCUCGCAUUUCCAAGCCAAAUGAUAUAGAGCUUUUUGAGAUAGACAGCGAAAUGUUUUUUGUCAUAGCAGAUAGCUCUAAAGCAGGUUUGUCAACAGUGUACAAGUGGAAUAACAAAGGAUUUUACUCAUACCAGUCCCUUCAUGAGUGGUUCAGGGACACCGACGCUGAGUUUCUCGAUAUAGAUGGGAAAUCACAUUUAAUCCUCUCUAGCCGGUCGCAGGUUCCCAUUAUACUCCAGUGGAACAAAGUUUCCAAAAAGUUUGUCCCACACAGCGAAAUCCCCAACAUGGAAGAUGUCUUGGCUGUGAAGAGUUUCAGGAUGCAAGAUGACCUGUACAUCACGCUCACGAGAUUCAUUGGCGACUCCAGAGUUAUGAAAUGGAAUAGCAAACAGUUUGUGGAGAUACAGGCUCUUCCAUCCCGAGGAGCCAUGACGCUGCAGCCUUUCUCCUUCAAGAACAAUUACUACCUGGCCUUGGGAAGUGACUACACCUUCUCCCAGAUUUACCAGUGGGAUGGUGAAAGGAAGCUCUUCAGAUUAUUCAAAGAAAUCUAUGUGCAGGCACCACGGUCUUUCACAGCUGUGUCAACGGAUCGAAGAGAUUUUUUCUUUGCCUCUAGUUUUAAAGGAAACACUCAAAUAUUUGAACAUAUCAUCAUUGACUUGAGUUUAUGAAAAGCUGCUGGAGUGAAAUUCAUGUAGAAUGACAUUUAUACACAAACAAAACAAAAAGAGACCUUUCCAAAAAUAGGGUGCACCUAUGGAUAUGGUGACAUUUUCUGAACUUUUCAAACUUGCGUAUUAAUCAGGGAUUGCAUUUACUUGGUUACUGCAUGACAUGUCCGUUUUAUCCUUUUUCAAAGACAUUUUGCAAUCUGCACUCAUUCAGAGGAGAGCGCAGUGCGUGAGGAUUAAUAUUGACAUCUAAAGAAUGAUCUAAAUUUUGCCCAGAAAAAUAUCUUGGAUUGAAUAUCUGAUAAAGAAAGCGAAGCCUAAGCCAUACAAAGCAUAGAAAUUACCUUGACUCUUAAAC
Molecule: messenger RNA, 1738 nt
Organism: Opisthocomus hoazin
Lineage: Eukaryota; Metazoa; Chordata; Aves; Opisthocomiformes; Opisthocomidae
Source: RefSeq, a predicted model, not a curated record